Messenger RNA from Miscanthus lutarioriparius, 453 nucleotides. Lineage: Eukaryota; Viridiplantae; Streptophyta; Magnoliopsida; Poales; Poaceae. The record is from the annotation of a GenBank genome assembly.
AUGACCAAGAAUGCCGGGAAGGAUGCCUUCCACCUGAGGGUCUGGGUCCACCCGUUCCAUGUCCUUCGUAUCAACAAGAUGCUUUCAUGUGCUGGGGCUGAUCGGCUCCAGACUGGAAUGAGGGGUGCUUUUGGCAAGCCCCAGGGUACCUGUGCUCGCGUGGACAUUGGUCAGGUCCUCCUUUCUGUGCGCUGCAAGGAAAGCAAUGCUAAUCACGCUGAAGAAGCCCUCCACCGUGCCAAGUUCAAGUUCCCUGGCCGCCAAAAGAUCAUCCGCAGCAGGAAGUGGUAUGGUUUCACCAAGUUCACCCGUGCUGAGUAUCUGAAGUACAAGAGUGAGGGUAGGAUCGCACCUGAUGGUGUCAAUGCUAAGCUACUUGGUGUUCACGGUCCCCUGUCUAAGCGUGCCCCUGGGAAGGGGUUCCUUGCAGAGAACAUUCAAGCGUCUGCGUAG